This is a messenger RNA of Ectocarpus siliculosus, 1630 nucleotides long. NCBI's taxonomy places the organism in Eukaryota, Phaeophyceae, Ectocarpales, Ectocarpaceae. The record is from the annotation of a GenBank genome assembly.
AUGCCCACCCGCAUGACCCACGAGAAGGAUGACAGGCCGCCGCUGACAGGGCUGGCGAAGGAGCUGGAACAAAUGAUCGUCCUGAACGGGCCCAUGACGGUGCCGGAGUACAUGAUCUACGCCCUACAGCACCCCAAGUACGGCUACUACAUGCGGCAAGAGGACAAGAUCGGCCGCGGCGGGGACUUCAUCACGGCGCCGGAGAUUAGCCAGACCUUUGGAGAGAUGAUCGGGAUUUGGUGCGUGGCUAGCUGGAAGGAGAUGGGCUCCCCCGAGGAGUUUCGGCUGGUGGAGCUCGGGCCCGGCAAGGGGACCCUCAUGGUCGACAUCCUCAGGACGGUCAGCAGUUUCCCAGACUUCAGGAAGGCCUUGUCGCUUCACAUGGUGGAAACCAGCGACGACUUGAGGGCGUUACAGGUUAAGGCCUUGGGCGCGACGUUUGCCCCCACCGCUUCGUAUUCCGCGUCCCGCGGGGGGGGCGGCGGCGGCGGAGCGAAAGAAGUGGGAGGGAGCCCGAUGCUGCUCCCGGGGGGCGGGGAGGUGGUGUGGCACACCAAUAUUGAGCAGGUGCCGAAGGGGCAGCCCAGCCUCUUCAUAGCGCAGGAGUUUUUGGACGCCCUUCCUGUGCACCAGUUCCAGUACACAGAGAACGGCUGGAGGGAGAGGCUCGUUGACGUUAACGUUCCCGGCGCUGGAGGCGCGAGAGUCGACGGGCCCGAGGGGGGGGGUGGCAGCCAGGAGGGAGACGGAUCGGCGGCUGAGGGUGGAGGGGGGGAAUCGCGAAAACAGGAUGCGAAGGAAGAUGACUUCAGGUUCGUUCUUUCCGCCAAAGAGACCACCGCGGUGCAGACCUUCCUCACAAAGCCGAAGAAGGCUCAGGACGCCAAGAUGGUUAUCGGUGGCUUGAGAGGGGGGAAACCGUCGAGUCGAAGAGGGGGCGGGGGAGCGACCUCGUCAUCGACCAAGAAGGGGCCGCUGGGGGAGUCGGUCGGGGACCGGCUGGAAGUGUCCGGGGAGAGCAUCUUGCUCGUCAAGGGGGUGGCCGAGAGAAUCGCCCAAGACAGAGGGGGCGCGCUGUUUGUGGAUUACGGAGAGGCCCACGCCCUCGGAGACUCGCUGCGGUGCUUCAAGGGGCACGAGGAGGUGCCCGUCCUGUCGGACCCGGGAGAAGCGGACAUGACCGCAGACGUCAACUUCGGCCUGCUGAGGCGCGUCGUCGCCGGGGUGGAGGGGGCCCGGCCGCACGGCCCCGUGGGUCAGGGGCAGUUCUUGAGGGAGAUGGGCAUCGGGGCCAGGCUCACCGCGUUGGCCGAGCAGCCCCACGUAACCGCGGAACAGGCCGACGCGAUGCUAGAAGGUUACGUGCGGUUGGUGGACCCCGCGCAGAUGGGCGUACGCUACAAGGUGUUGGGCAUCUCGGAAGAGCGCCAAGAAAUGCCUCCCCCGGGCUUCAUGUCCGAGGUCGAUCCCGACCUUCGCAAAUAGUUUAUUACAGGAGGCGUCGUUGUUAUGUCCUAGAACCUCUAGGUUUGAGUCUUGGUCUGCCCCUGUGCAGGAUCUGCUGCUAUUGAAGGGAUUUCACUCAAAGUUGGUGCUUUUCUUUUUAAGCUUGAGAAGGCAAAAUGCGGCU